Paramuricea clavata is the source of this 1270-nucleotide messenger RNA. The record is from the annotation of a GenBank genome assembly. NCBI's taxonomy places the organism in Eukaryota, Metazoa, Cnidaria, Anthozoa, Malacalcyonacea, Plexauridae.
AUCUGCAACAAUUGAUCGCAAUGGACCUUAUAAAGAAGAUGUUGUCCAUACCACUUGAACGACCGCUGACCAAUACUCAACGCUUUACAUUUGUAUCCGCUACAAUGGCGUACAUUAUGGGAGGCCUGAGCAUGACCUUGGCCCCUGGUCUUUGGAAUAUGGCUGUACUUCUGGAUCUCACCGCUGGUGGCAGAGGAUAUUUCAUUCUUGUUGGAGCUGGUUUGGUUGAUAUUGGAUUAUGUUACGUCGUUUUAUCCAGAAAUAAAUCCAGUCAAAUACCAAACCACGGACCUUUGCUUGGAACUGUUGUUGGUCGACUGUUGAUAAUCAAUGCGAUUCUAAUAGCAUUUUAUACCCAAGGAAUAAUUAACGCACGUUUCAGUCUACUGUUUAGUAUACUUGACAGCACACUUGCAAUUCUAACCUAUAUCAUCUGGUCACGAGAAAAUAAAGAUGCAUCCUUCAUGAAAUUUCUCCAAGAAAUCUGGUCAACAGUAAAUCCCUUUUCCGCAAAACCACCACCCUACAUGAUUUUCCAGGCUCUCGGCUUUGCUCAGUUUUUCAUGAGUUUUACUGCGACAUCAAUCUUAAUGUCCAGCGGUGUUGUUCCAAGUACUAUCCAAGGAAGUCAUGCAGAGGGACUGUUGCGAUCCUAUUUCGUCACAAUGACAGCUCAGGCUUUCCUACAAAUCCAUGCCUCGGGCGCUCGAAAUGAUUCCUUUCCAAUUGCGUCCAUUUUUUACCGUGUGAUAUGGAAUAUUCCAGUCUUCUUCCUGCUCGCGAUGACGUCUCAAAUACCCAGAGGGUUGGCGAACAUUCUCAUUAUUUAUGACGUUAUGUUUAUAGUUGUUACAGUCGUGCUCUUUGCAAGAGAACAUCAUGUUAAAACGAAAUGAACAUAUUCAAUAUGAUUGACCUUAUGUAGUAUUAGUUUAUAGUUCUUAUGGGGAAUUGACUGGAAAACUUUACUUACAGCUCCAAUUCCCCAGCACCGUUCUCUGUCAUGUAAAACUUUAUUUUAAUUUUAAUGAUCUUGUAGUGCAACCGGUUUCCUGCUAAUAUUCUCGUAUAUAGUAACAACCGGUAUAUAUCAACCGGUAUAUAGCAACCGGUUUCCUGCUAAUAUUCUCGUAUAUGUAUAUAGUUUCAAAUACAAUGAUUCAAUGUAAUUCAAUAGGUAGGGUUGAGAUAUAUGACCGUCAUUUCUAAAAAGUUUGCAUACUAUUAAAGGUGUUUACUUACAAAUUAUAAACUCAAAUCCUUGUCUGCC